Messenger RNA from Dendronephthya gigantea, 1017 nucleotides. RefSeq lists its product as uncharacterized. Gene Ontology annotation, biological process: G protein-coupled receptor signaling pathway. The coding region runs from base 172 to 951 and encodes 259 amino acids. The record is from RefSeq and is a predicted model, not a curated record. Gene Ontology annotation, cellular component: membrane. NCBI's taxonomy places the organism in Eukaryota, Metazoa, Cnidaria, Anthozoa, Malacalcyonacea, Nephtheidae. Gene Ontology annotation, molecular function: G protein-coupled receptor activity. The transcript has 2 exons.
AUCCAGAUGAACACCGAACGCGUCAAAGAAAACGAAUGGAUAAUAACUUUUAAAAGAAAUCCAACAUGUCUGUCCCAAUUCCUUCCCAAUUCCUUGCUUACAUAUUUGGCAUCCUCGCUAUUCUUCUCAACGGAGUUCUCCUAGUUGCGAUUGGUAUGCGACAGAAAGAAGAUGUUUGUCUCCAGACUUUCCUAUCUGAUUGGAAAUCUGGCUUUCGCUGAUUGUCUCAAUGGUGUUUUUCUCAUAGUUCUGCAGCAGCCUAUCUUAGAUAUUCGUUAUGUAACCAAAACGUUGAAAGCUAUAACACUUCCUAUGGUCUGGACUGCUUAUUGUGCCUCGUAUGCAAUAUUGUUUCUCAUGGCGGCGGAAAGAAUUGUCAUUCUCCUUCUUCCACUUGUCAGUUCCAUGUUGCUGACCAUUCAUCGGACAGUUUUUGGAAUUUUUGUGGCCUGGUUGAUCUCGAUCGGCGGUGGUGUCGCAGUUUACUACAAGCAAUAUUACGCGAAGUUCUAUAUCUGUCUGUUCAUUGAAAUAUGCACACUCGGCUUCGUUGUCAGCCACGUGUUUAUUUUAUGGGCAUUGCACAAAAGGGAGAAACGUCGCGUGAAUGAAUACUCGUCCCAGGUCACUCCUCCUCCCCAAGUACCAUGCAGUGAAAGCCUCGCGCAGAGGAAAGCAACCAUGGUCGUUACCAGUCUUCUGGUGGUGUUGAUUCUCUCGUGUUUGCCCAGCUUUAUCUGUAUACAGUUAUUUGUAAUCAACAACUCGUAUGACAACACGCUUGCAAGCAAAAUUAACGUGGAACUUUACUCGAAAUUCCGUGCCUACUCAUCUGCAUUCAAUUACGUGUACUUCUUCUCAAACCCAAUAAUUUAUGCCUGGCGUUUGAGAAUGUAUCGCAAAGCAUUCUACAUUCUUCUUGAGCGUAUUCUGUCGCUAAUUCUUAACUAGUUUAUCUAUUAUAUAUUGUAUAUCAAGUAACACCACUCUAAUGAGCAUUGAGAAAUUUUUGUAAAU